AUGGACAAGCUAAUCGACCAGAUCUUUGCUACGCAAAUUGUCAUCACGUUAGCUCAGCAAGAAGUCAUUGUCGACAUCGAAGAUUCAGAUAAAACGCAAUAUCACCAGGCUAAUUUUAAUACAAGCGCUUACCAGUUCGGCUAUGAAGUCGGCCCCAAUGGGCAGUUCCAUCACGAAACGCGAGGUCCGGAUGGGGUCACGUACGGCUGCUACGGUUACAUAGACCCCAAUGGAAUGCUAAGGGUUACUCACUAUGUGGCAGAUUCUCACGGAUAUCGUGUUAUAGAACCCAAUCAUGCCGUGAAAAUUUUCGCCGAUGCUCCCACGCAGUACAGCAAUUCUAUCAACGACGAUGACUCUCAAUUGGGACAGCAAGGCCAAGUAGUCGCCUGGAAAGAUCUCUACCUGCCACGCGGUUGUGGCAUGUAUCCAGGAGGUUUACGACCGGAUGGUCCUCCAAUUACAACGACAACACCAGCCCCUAGUAAACCCGGUCAGGGUGGACAGGGUUCUGGUGGAGGCCUAAAUCAAGGUCAAGGUCAAUCUCAGAACCAAGGCCAAAAACAAGGACAAGGUCAAAGUCAGGGACAAUGGCAAGGUCAAGGGCAGGGACAAAACCAAGGACAAAAUCAGGGACAAUGGCAGGGACAAAACCAAGGACAAGGGCAGGGCCAGAACCAAGGGCAAGGGCAAGGACAGAAUCAAGGACAAGGACAAAAUCAAGGACAAGGCCAAUGGCAGGGGCAGGGACAAGGACAAGGACAAAACCAAGGCCAAUGGCAAGGACAAGGACAAACACAGUCGCAAGGACAGGGACAAGGUCAAGCUCAAAAUCAAGGACAAGGUCAAUGGCAAGAACAGGGUCAAGGGCAAGGUCAAAAUCAAGGCCAAAACCAAUGGCAAGGACAAGGACAAUCUCAAGGAAACCGUCCCAGCUCUAGUCAAGGACAGGGCCAGUGGCAAGGGCAAGGACAAAAUCAAGGAAAUCGACCGAGUUCUGGCCAAGGGCAAAGCCAACAGCAAGGCCAAGGGCAGUGGCAAAAUCAAGGCCAAGGUCAAGGCCAAGGACAAAAUCAAGGGCAAGGUCAAUGGCAAGGACAAGGACAGGGCCAAGGAAAUCGGCCUAGUUCUGGUCAAGGACAAGGCCAAGGCCAAGGUCAAGGUCAAGGCCAAGGGCCUGGACAAGGUCAACAACAAGGUCAAGGGCAAGGUCAAAGUCAAGGGCAGACUUCUCCAUCCGGACCCGGACAUCAUCACCAAGGACAACAUCAGGGAUCGCAUCAAGGUUCCACCGGUUCAGGGCAGCAUCAAGGACAACACCAGGGAACUCAUCAUGGUUCUUCUGGGCAACAAAGUGGUCAGAGUCAGGGUUCUCAUCAAGGACAAGUUAGCUCAAGUCAACAUCAAAAUCAGCAACAAGGAAGUCAUCAAGGAUCAUCUGGUCAACAUGGUGGACAACAUCAAGGAUCACAUCAGGGUCCUAUUGGUUCGGGACAAUCUCAAGGACAGCACCAGGGUAGCCAUCAAGGCAUUAGUCAAGGUUCUCAUGGAAGUCAGAAUCAAGGGUCUCAUCAAGGCCCUACCAGUUCAAGCCAGCAGCAGAAUCAACAUGGCAGCAGCCAUGAGGGUUCUUCGUGGCAACAUGGCGGACAAGGCCAAGGAUCUCACCAGGGCCCAAUUGGUUCCGGUCAACAGCAGGGCCAGCACCAAGGCAGUCAUCAGGGAAUUAAUCAGGGUUCACACCAGGGUCAAAGCCAAGGAUCUCAUCAAGGACCAAUCGGCUCAGGUGAAAAUCAAAGCCAACACCAGGGUAGUCAGCAAGGAUUACAGCAGGGUUCUCAUCAAGGACAGCAUCAGGGUCAACAUCAGGGACCAAUUGGUUCCGGUCAACAUCAAGGAAGUUAUCAAGGAAGUCAACAAGGAGGCAGCAACGAACAUCAAGGUCAACACCAGGGCUCCCACCAGGGGCCUUUUGGGUCCGGUCAACAUAAUGUGCAAGUUUCAUGGAGUCACCAAAAGCCAGGUCAAGGACAGCAGCCAGGUAAUCGUCCUGGUCAGAGCCAAGGACAGGGACAGGGUCAAAACCAAGGGCAAGCGCAGAGUCAAGGACAACAACAGUGGCAAGGACAGGGCCAAGGACAGGGCCAAGGACAGGGACAAGGACAAGGCCAACCCCAAGGUCAAUGGCAAGGACAAACUCAGGGUCAGCAACCAGGACAAGGACAAAGUCAAGGUCAGGUUCAGCAACAGCCAACGACUGGUCGUCCCUCUGGAGAACCAUCCACUGGAUAUCCAUUUGAACCAACUCAGAGCCCUGAAUCACAGUAUACAACUGGUUAUCCGAGUUAUCCGCCAACUGCCAGUGGCGUUCAGCCGCCUUCCCGACCAAUCGAUACCGGUACUCCCCCUUCCAGCGGAAACAAUAAUCAAUAUCCACCAAAUCCGAAUUACCAAGUUGCCGUUUCACAGUAUCCGUACUUCUUUGUACCUUACCCUUAUCCUCCUCCACCAAAUGUUCCCCAAGCUCCUUGUAAUUGUCCCCAAGAUCAAAAUCGCCCGACGGGCUAUCUCGGUUUCAUCCCCAUACUUUACGUACCAAAUUGUAAUGCCGCAAAAGGUGGGCUGCCCACACAUAUAAAUUGGCCAGCGCCUGGACCACCCGACGGUGUGGGUCGGACUCUGGAAGAAUUACCCAUCCAGCGAUUGGUUCAAGGUGAAGACGGAAGCUGGACAGUUCAGCAAGAACAACCACAACCGUCUCCCAAGCCACGUCAGAUACGAACUCGACGACUUCGAAAUAGACGUCCAGCGCAGCAGAAAUUGGGCGGUACACCGUUUAGCAAACGGCAAUCGGAGCAAGAGACACAAAUCGAAGGUGCCUAG
Molecule: messenger RNA, 2883 nt
Organism: Sabethes cyaneus
Lineage: Eukaryota; Metazoa; Arthropoda; Insecta; Diptera; Culicidae
Exons: 10
Coding region: 1-2883 (960 amino acids)
Source: RefSeq, a predicted model, not a curated record